Molecule: messenger RNA, 2155 nt
Organism: Corythoichthys intestinalis (scribbled pipefish)
Lineage: Eukaryota; Metazoa; Chordata; Actinopteri; Syngnathiformes; Syngnathidae
Gene: cfap210
Product: cilia and flagella associated protein 210
Exons: 9
Coding region: 1-1758 (585 amino acids)
Source: RefSeq, a predicted model, not a curated record
AUGGCCAGGACAAAAACCACAUUGUUCCUCCUCGAUCUGAGCUUCAACUAUCGACCGGAACAUCCGUUUCAGUACCCUGGCGGAGACUUUCCCCGGGAGGCUGAGGAGUAUGAUCCCGCUAUUGUUGGAACACACCCUCUGGUCGCCUUUCUUAAAGAAAGGAAACACCAGCCCGUUGACACCACCUUUAAUACAAUCCAGCUUCCAGAUCUACGGCAAAUCACCGUCUUAACCAAGGCUGACUGGCUAAGGAUUCAGGAUAAAAUCAAUCAUGUUGAUAAAGAGAAGGAGAGGAUGAUGGAGGUUGCGAGGCAGAAGCAAGCCCUGCACCUUAAAUCCAAAGAGAUGGCCAAACUUUGGCCUGAUACACUCGCCCGUCAAAGACAGAAGAAACUAGAGGCUAAGAAAAUCCGGGACCAGAUGGAUGAGGAAAAAAGGAAACAGAUCGAUAUGGAGGAGGCCCAAUAUCGGGAAGAAAAGAGGAAGGAUGCCAUCGAAAAGGCAAAGAAACAGCUGUACUAUGAGACAGAACGAGUCAAAGGACUGCAUCGUGGACUCUUGCUGACAGAGGUUCUGAAGGAAAGGGAGGCUCAGAUAGAGCUAAAGCAAAGGAAAACGAGCGCCUCCAAAGACCUGGACAAGGAAUACGUGCAGAUGUUGAAAGCUAGGGAGGAUGAAGCGCUCAAAAAGGAGCAGGAGCGAGCUCAACAGAAAAAACAGCAGUGCAAGGCUUUCGCAGAAGAUCUGCAGAAGCAGAUAAAAGAAAAUCAGCUGCAGAAGGAACAACAAAGGCAUGAAACAAAGAGGGAAGGCGAGGAAAUCCAACGGUGUCAAGACCUCCAUCAAUGGGAGCAAAAAAUGGAAGAGGAGAUGCAAGCUAAGCAGAAGAACCAUUUCAUGCAAGCCCAGCUGGAGCAUCUCACUCAGAGAGAUAUUUCUAAGGCUGCAGAUGCAAAAAAACAGGAGGCGGAGGAGGUCCAAAGGAAACUGUUCCUUUCUGCAAAAGAGAAAAUGGUGAAGUUAAGAAGAGAUAGAGAGAAGGAGUUGCUCAGAGAGGUCCAGUAUCGCAGAGAGAAGAUCAUGGAUAAGCUUAUCCGGGCUCAGCAAGAGCAGGAGGAGAAGCAGCAAACCGUCAGCAAGGCUGUCUCAGAGCUGGAUGCACAGAGAAUACAGCAUCAAUGGGAGGAGGAACAGAAGAGAGCGGAAAUGAUCAAAUCAAUUGCAGCUCACAGAGAACACGUGAUCCAAGAAAGGGAGCGCAAUGAAAUUAUGAGAAAGGAGAAAGAAAGGGAAGCUCUUCAGGCAAAGAAAGAAGAUGACCGAAUAUUUUGUGAGGAACAGCAAAGAAAGACCCAAAGCAUACGGCAGGAGCUUCAGAAGUUACAGGACUUCAAUGCAAGUCAAAUGGUGGCAAAACAAGCCAGGCAGCAUCAAAUUAGGCAAGCAGAAAACGAGUUUCAAGCAAAGAACAUGGCGCUGCUCGUUGAAGAAGAGCUUGGGUUCCAGCAGUAUUCGAGGGACGUGGUCCAAGCGGCAGCUGCCGCCGAGCGCAGCGUGAUUCCACUCUACAAGGCUGUGAAGGAGGGGGGCGCAGGGGGCCCCAGCUUCACUGGGGCAAAACCUCGCUACCUUGUUCAAGACAGCAGCGGUGCCGAAAUGCCCAACUAUGUAUCUAAUACUACGCAGGACAUCAAGAACAUCCAUGAGGUUGUGGAUAUUGAAAAAGCAAAGAAAAGGCUUGGGUUUAUAUGGUCAUAGACAAGUGUUCUUAAUAUUACUUUAAAAAAUUUGUUACAAAUUACUUCUCGCAAAAAGUAAUUUGAGUUAGUAACUCAGUUACCUCAAUGUAAGAGUAAUUAGUUACUCGGCACAGUAGUUACUUUUCAUGUUCUACACGUCAUUACAUGAUCCAUUCUAUGUGUCACAUCAAAUAUGUUUACAUUAACAGAUUGAACUGUCUUUUUCAUUCCCCCCCAAAGGUGGUCACACUUUUUACAUUUGUUAAAAUUUCACCUGUAUCAGAGUGUAACAGUAUACAAAUUUUACCUUUCAAAUUUGCAAGAAAAAACGCCUUGUUUUUCCUGUUAUACUGAACCCGCACCGAACCUUGACCCCAGUACCAGUACCAAGGUACGUAGUGAACCGUGACCCGUCA